Messenger RNA from Musa acuminata subsp. malaccensis (wild Malaysian banana), 997 nucleotides. Its product is annotated as ADP-ribosylation factor 1. Gene Ontology annotation, molecular function: GTP binding; GTPase activity. NCBI's taxonomy places the organism in Eukaryota, Viridiplantae, Streptophyta, Magnoliopsida, Zingiberales, Musaceae. The record is from RefSeq and is a predicted model, not a curated record. Gene Ontology annotation, biological process: intracellular protein transport; vesicle-mediated transport. Gene Ontology annotation, cellular component: cytoplasm.
GCCUCCGCUCUCGUCCUUCUCAUCGAGAGGCGAGAAGAGUCGCCUGAGAAAUCGUUCGGUGGUUCUUCUCUCCUUUCCAAUUCGACUGGUCCUCUUCCUUCUCGUGGAUUUGAUCGUUUCCAAUUUGUAUUCUCAUCGAUAAUUUUCGGUGAACAAGAUGGGGCUCACCUUUACGAGGUUAUUUAGCCGGCUCUUCUCGAAGAAGGAGAUGAGGAUCUUGAUGGUCGGGCUUGAUGCGGCUGGUAAAACGACGAUCUUGUACAAGCUCAAGCUCGGAGAAAUAGUCACUACCAUCCCCACUAUAGGAUUUAAUGUGGAGACUGUAGAGUACAAGAACAUUAGUUUCACCGUUUGGGAUGUUGGUGGUCAAGAUAAGAUCAGACCUCUAUGGAGGCACUACUUCCAGAACACCCAGGGCCUUAUUUUUGUUGUCGACAGCAAUGACAGAGAUCGUAUUAUUGAGGCAAGGGAUGAACUGCAUAGGAUGCUAAAUGAGGACGAGUUACGUGAUGCUGUGUUGCUUGUGUUUGCAAAUAAACAAGAUCUUCCAAAUGCAAUGAAUGCAGCUGAAAUUACAGAUAAGCUUGGCCUCCAUUCCCUGCGUCAACGACACUGGUACAUACAGAGCACAUGUGCUACAUCUGGUGAAGGUUUGUACGAGGGACUGGAUUGGCUCUCCAACAAUAUCGUCAGCAAGGCUUGAAACUUUUGACAUGGUGGACUAAACUUAUUGGCACGGUGCUUUGUUUCUCCGAUCCACAACCAGUUGCUCAGGGAUCAAUUAUCUUGACAUUAGUUGUCGUCUCUUCUUGCUGUGGUUAUCGGACUCGUGAUAGUGGUCCUGGCAUAAUAUGAUCGUGUGAUCAAUUAUCAACUUCUAGUUGUAUUAUGUGAUGUUUUCAAGCAUUAUAUUAAUAGCAUCUCCAGGUUGUUAUUGGUAAAUAUGAUGUAGUCAAACCCAAACCUAAUAUAUUUGAGACUGAGUUGUGUGGUUCAA